AUGGCUCAAGGUCGGUCGCCCAACCGCAACACCAUCGCAGCUCUGCCAGCCGUCUCCAACGCCUUCGCCGCCCCGGCCCUGCAGUCUGAUCCCCUCCACAGCGGCGUCGGCGCAGAUCUCGUCUCCGGGAGAUCCUUGGGCUGGAGUGGCGAGAAGGAAAACAUCCUCAGGUCUCCCUACAAUUACCUCGAAUCGCAUCCGGGCAAAGACAUCCGCUCACUGCUCAUCACCGGCUUCAACACAUGGCUUCAGGUCCCGCCCUCGUCCCUGCGCAUCAUCACGGGCGUGGUAGCGAUGCUACAUACGUCUUCCCUCCUCAUCGACGAUGUCGAAGACUCGUCUUUACUGCGCCGGGGAAUUCCAGUGGCUCAUAGCAUCUUUGGGACUGCGCAGACCAUCAACAGCGCCAACUACGUCUACUUUUGCGCUUUGCAGGAUCUGCUGAAACUCAACAACCCCGAAGCCGUGCGCAUCUACACCGAGGAGCUCCUCAACCUGCAUCGAGGGCAAGGGAUGGAUCUGUUUUGGCGUGACACGUUGACAUGCCCGAGCGAAGACGAUUACCUUGAGAUGGUGGGCAACAAAACCGGCGGCUUGUUCCGUCUCGCCAUCAAGCUGAUGUGCGCCGAAUCGCCCGAUCAGGUCGAUUACAUCCCGCUCGUCAAUACCAUCGGCCUUUUGUUCCAAAUCCUCGACGACUACAAAAAUCUGUCCGACACGGUCUACACCGCCAAUAAAGGACUGUGCGAAGACCUGACCGAGGGCAAAUUCUCCUUUCCCAUCAUCCACGCCAUUCGCUCCGACCCCAGCAACCUGGUGCUCCUCAACAUCCUGAAGCAAAAGACGCAAGAUGAUGAUGUCAAGCGAUUCGCGGUCAACUAUAUGGAGAAGACGGGCAGCUUUUCAUACACGCGCCGGGUCAUCAGGGGCCUGAAUCGGAAGGCUGUCCAGCUUGUCGACGAGGUCGAUAAUGGCAGGGGUCGGGGCGACGGCAUUCGAGAAGUGCUUGACAAGCUUUCCGUCGAUCGAAGGACGCAUGAACGGAACAGUCAAUCGAUGGGUUGA
Messenger RNA from Neohortaea acidophila, 1065 nucleotides. Its product is annotated as geranylgeranyl diphosphate synthase 1. The coding region runs from base 1 to 1065 and encodes 354 amino acids. Gene Ontology annotation, biological process: isoprenoid biosynthetic process. The record is from RefSeq and is a predicted model, not a curated record. Gene Ontology annotation, molecular function: prenyltransferase activity. Lineage: Eukaryota; Fungi; Ascomycota; Dothideomycetes; Mycosphaerellales; Teratosphaeriaceae. The transcript has 2 exons.